Messenger RNA from Penicillium lagena, 1413 nucleotides. RefSeq names its product Set1-mediated histone H3-K4 methylation subunit Swd1. Gene Ontology annotation, molecular function: protein binding. The record is from RefSeq and is a predicted model, not a curated record. Bases 1 to 1413 code for a protein of 470 amino acids. The transcript is spliced from 5 exons. Lineage: Eukaryota; Fungi; Ascomycota; Eurotiomycetes; Eurotiales; Aspergillaceae. Gene Ontology annotation, cellular component: Set1C/COMPASS complex.
AUGAAUCUGUCGCUCAUUGACCCGUUUGUCCUGGCACAGGACUACCCAGACAGCUUGACAGAGAAGCUGAGAAGUGGCCAUGCGACUUGUUUACGAUUCAACCACAAGGGCGACUACCUAGCCUCCGGACGAGUGGACGGUGUGGUGGUGAUCUUCGAUAUUGAAACAAACGGGGUAUCUCGCAAGCUGCGUGGUCACACGCGCCAGAUCCAGUCCAUCAGCUGGUCGCGGGACGGCCGAUAUCUCCUCACCUCCUCACAAGACUGGAAGUGCAUCCUGUGGGACUUGAAAGAUGGCUCCCGCGUGCGCACAGUCCGGUUCGAAGCGCCGGUGUACAUCGCCGAGCUACACCCAUUCAACCAUCUCCUCUUCGUGGCCUCCCUCUUCGAAGACCAACCCAUCCUUGUAGACGUCUCCUCCCCGAAACCAAUCAAGCGCAUCCUCCCCUCCGCACCGCUCCGUCCACAACCCACCAAUGGCGACGAAGUCGACCCAGCCGUGGCAGCACGGCAAGCCGCCCAAGAUGCAAAACAGUCGACCUGCGUAACGAUCUUUACGGCGUUGGGGAACCACAUCAUCACCGGGUCCUCGAAAGGGUGGAUCAACAUCAUUGAGACGCAGACAUGUUCAACGAUCCAUUCCAUGCGACUAUGCACCGGAGUCGUGAUCCUACUCCGCCUCGCCAGCAACGGGCGCGACCUGCUAGUCAACAGCUCCGACCGCGUAAUCCGCACAGUGCUAAUGCCGGACCUAUCACGACUAGGCAUCGAUCUCGAGCCAUCCAGCAUCAAGCUACAGGUCGAACACAAGUUCCAAGACGUGGUCAACCGGCUCAGCUGGAACCAUGUCACCUUCUCGGCGACGGGCGAGUUCGUCACAGCGACCACGUUCAUGAACCCAGACAUCUACGUUUGGGAACGCAGCCAUGGGUCGCUGGUCAAAAUCCUCGAAGGCGCGCGCGAGGAACUGGGCGUGGUAGAAUGGCACCCUUCGCGGCCGCUGGUGGUGGCCUGCGGACUGGAGUCCGGCUGCGUGUACAUAUGGUCGGUAGUGAGUCCCCAGAAAUGGUCCGCGCUGGCGCCGGACUUCGGCGAAGUCGAGGAGCAGGUCGAAUACGUUGAGCGCGAGGAUGAGUUUGAUAUCCACCCGGCCGAUCAGGUGCAUCAGCGCCGUCUGGACCAGGAGGACGAGGUUCCCGAUGCCCUCACCCUGGACCCAGUCAAGGGGUAUAUUAAUCUCGACGCGCUGGAUAGCUUCCGCAUGCCUGUCCUGCUGGACAUCACUGACAGCGAAAGCGGCGAGGAUAUCGUCGCCGUGGGCCCGGGAACUAUGCGUCGCCGUACCCCGGGCGCUGGGACUGGUGAUGCCGAUGCCAACGGCGCCGCCCGCGGCGCGGGCAGACGUCGGAGAUGA